UCAGGUUAUUUUUGCAUAUGGAACGCAUCUAUUUCGAUCGGGCAAUGGGGCCAGGGACUUUGACCCUUGCAUAAAGUACAACAGAAGACGCUUUGUACGCAGUGCCUCUAUAUCUGAACUACGCUGCACGAAACUAACACGAAUAUUCAGUAAUAUUCAUCUGCCAUGCCAUUGUCUUAUUGACCUGUGAGAAGUUGAGCUGCAUGUUUCUGUGUGGUGCUGCGUGAAACACGUGCAACAAGUAAACCAGUCCCACUUGCAGGGGAGAGUCCAUAAAUGGAACCAAUGCACUCGUAAGUGACACCGGAAGGCGUGUAUGUUGCGUGUGUGUGGUUGAGUUGUUGUGUUGUAUCAUUCUCAGACAGUUGUCAGAAGUUAAAGGACAUGGGUCGCAAAGUUACUCUUGCUACGUGCUCACUGAAUCAGUGGGCCCUAGACUUCGAUGGGAAUUUCUCCAGAAUAUUAAGAAGCAUUGAAAUAGCGAAGGGCAAUGGAGCGAAGUACAGACUGGGUCCCGAACUGGAGAUAUGUGGGUACGGCUGUGCAGACCACCUGUAUGAGUCAGACACGCUGCUCCACUCUCUCGAGGUCCUGCAAGAGCUUUUGGAUUCCCCUGUGACCAAAGACAUCAUCUGCGAUGUUGGCAUGCCAAUUAUGCACCGCGAUGUUCGGUACAAUUGCAGGGUAGUAUUCUUGAACAAAAAGAUCCUUCUGAUCCGUCCAAAAAUGUUCCUGGCUAAUUAUGGCAACAACCGCGAGUUCCGCUGGUUUUCGCCUUGGAGUCAGCCCAGACAGGUUGAGGAAUACCUUUUACCAAGAAUGCUGCGCAAAGUCACCGGCCAGGUGUCCGUGCCAUUUGGAGACUGCGUCCUCUCCACUCUGGACACGUGUCUGGGCAGCGAGAUGUGCGCGGAGAUGUGGAACGCCAAGAGCCCCCACAUAGACAUGGGCCUGGACGGCGUGGAGAUCUUCACCAACUCCUCCGCCAGCUACCACGAGUUGCGGAAGGCCAACGAGAGGGUCUCCCUGGUCAAGUCCGCCACCAACAAGAGCGGUGGCAUUUACCUGUAUGCCAACCAGAGGGGGUGUGACGGGGACCGUCUUUACUACGACGGCUGCGCCAUGGUGGCCGUCAACGGUGAUGUCGUGGCGCAGGGGGCCCAGUUCUCUUUGGAGGACGUGGAGGUUCUCACCGCCACCCUGGACCUGGAAGAUGUCCGUAGCUAUCGUGGCGAGCGAUGCCACCCACACAUGGUGCACGACCACAAACCCUACCACAGGGUGAAGGUCGACUUCUCCCUCUCCGGCGACAACGAUAUCUACCUCAUCACCCAGCAGCCUGUGAAGUGGCAGUUCCACAGCCCGGAGGAGGAGAUCAGUCUGGGCCCGGCGUGCUGGCUCUGGGACUACCUGCGGAGGAGCGGCCAGGCGGGCUUCCUGCUGCCCCUGAGCGGCGGCGUGGACAGCUCCUCCACCGCCUGCAUCGUCUACUCCAUGUGCGUGCUGGUCUGCAACGCCGUCGCCGACAACAACGCCCAGGUGCUGCAGGAUGUCCAGCGCAUUGUGGGCGACCUGACCUACAGGCCAGAGGAGCCGCGUGAGCUGUGCCGGCGCCUGUUCACCACGUGCUACAUGGGCGGCGAGAACUCCUCCGAGGACACGCGCCGCCGCGCCAAAGACCUGUCGGCACAGAUCGGCAGCUACCACCUCAGCAUCAACAUCGACAUGGCGGUGAAGGGGCUGCUGGGAAUAUUCUCCAUGGUGACGGGAAGAGUGCCCCAGUUCCGCGCCAACGGGGGCAGCGGCAGAGAGAACCUGGCGCUGCAGAACGUCCAGGCCCGCGUGCGCAUGGUGCUGGCCUACCUGUUCGCCCAGCUCACGCUCUGGGCGCAGGGGAAGCCCGGCGGCCUGCUGGUGCUGGGCUCGGCCAACGUGGACGAGAGCCUGACCGGAUACUUCACCAAGUACGACUGCUCCAGCGCCGACAUCAACCCCAUAGGUGGCAUUAGCAAGACGGACCUCAAGAGCUUCCUCCACUACUGCGUGGAGCACUUCCAGCUGACCUCGCUGCGGAGGAUCGUGGCGGCCCCGCCCACCGCCGAGCUGGAGCCCCUGGUGGACGGGCAGGUGGCACAGACGGACGAGGCCGACAUGGGCAUGACCUACGCAGAGCUGUCCCUCAUCGGACGCCUCAGGAAGGUGUCCAGGUGCGGGCCCUACAGCAUGUUCUGCAAGCUGCUGGAGGUGUGGCGUGACGCCUGGUCCCCCUCCCAGGUCGCGGCCAAGGUCAAGCAGUUCUUCAGGAUGCACUCGGUCAACCGGCACAAGAUGACCACCAUCACCCCCUCCUACCACGCCGAGAGCUACAGCCCCGACGACAACCGCUUCGACAUGAGGCCCUUCCUCUACAACGUGAAGUGGUUCUGGCAGUUUAGGAAAAUUGACAGCAAGGUGACCGAAGCCGAAUCAGCCAGAGUUGGAUACUGACCUCAAAUUAGAAGUAGACCUAUGCUAUUGGCUGUGGAGUAGAUUUAGAAGUAGACCUAUUCUGUUCGCUAGGGAGUAGAUUGGUGCAAAUAUUUUAUGUGGCCAUAUGUAUCCACACGUGCCCUUAAAGUUAGUUGCAUGGCCGUAGCGUAUGAGGUGAAUGGUGGGGACAUGUCCAUACCACUAUGAGAUUAUUUUAAAGUUUCCCCACCAUUUUAUAACAAAUAUAAUGUGAAAAUAUUAACCCUGGACAAUAGGUCCCCUCCACUUUCUAAACCACACCUACUACACUAGCCUGUGUGCUCUUAAACAAUACUGUACCAUCUCUGGAAAUAAGCUUAUUUCACACCUACCCUUGAGUUAAAUAGUUGAGUUUCAUCUUUCUCCUAUACCCUCUGAGUCUGGCAAUGCAAUUUCUACCAAUUUCUACGCGACUAGUGGUCGCAUAAGAUUCAAUGAUAGUUGCUAGCUGGGAACUAGAAUUAACAUCAUCAGACUAAGCCACUGCUUCCCAACCAGGGGUACGUGUACCACUAGGGGUACGCAAGCACACUACAGUGGGUAUUUGAAAAACUGUUAUUUUAACUGAUGCAUGGAGCAAAGUCACACAAAGAGUGACGUAAAACAAAAGUUAGGGGGUACUCGGGGCACGACAAAAAGGCUUUGACAUGAGACAAAAAAGGUUGGGAAACACUGGACUAAGAGACUGUAAGAACUCAGUUAUUUAUGCUUCACUCAAGGCAAGGUGUAAAGUCAGUUUACUUGCGUCCAGAAUUGCUGUGCUAGUGCUUAUAAGUUAGUUUGUAGCAAAUGUGCUGUGUGUGCCUUAGUAGUUGUACAGUAGAAGUGUAGGCUCUAACUCAUGGUGUUCACCUCAAACCCAGCAGCUUUCUAGCAUUACUCUCAUGACCGCUCUACCUCUAGCCCAUGGUUACCAGCUUAUGAAGAAAUUAUGGACACAAUAAUUUUUGAACACUUUUGUAAAGGGAUUCUACAGCACUACGUUUGUCAGGAAAACCAAAGAAUAUGAUAAAGAUCAAGAACUGUAAAGCCUUCUAGUUGACUAUACUAACAGUACACAAUAUAAUGUGAUGUAAAUUAUAUAAUAACAAUUGGUCAUAUUUUGACAAAAAGGAACGCAUUAAAGGUGCCUAUCUUUUCCUAUCAAAUAGGGGAUUAAAUCAAAUAGGGGGGGUGAAAUUAUGUUUGUUUGACACGGUUGGCUGUCAACUGGAGAUUUGUUUUUAACGGAAGCUUUCUUACAAGCACCAAAAUGGAAAAUGAACAAGUGAAUAAAUAAAUCAAUGUAACUAACGUGUCAGUAUAUAUAUCAGCAGAAAUGUAAAACAUGUUCUGUGUGAUCUGACAAAAAUAAAGGCUGAAAUUUAAAUGUUG
Messenger RNA from Engraulis encrasicolus (European anchovy), 3882 nucleotides. It is a transcript of the gene nadsyn1, whose product is annotated as NAD synthetase 1. The record is from RefSeq and is a predicted model, not a curated record. Bases 385 to 2487 code for a protein of 700 amino acids. The transcript is spliced from 6 exons. Gene Ontology annotation, molecular function: ATP binding; NAD+ synthase (glutamine-hydrolyzing) activity; glutaminase activity. Gene Ontology annotation, biological process: NAD+ biosynthetic process. NCBI's taxonomy places the organism in Eukaryota, Metazoa, Chordata, Actinopteri, Clupeiformes, Engraulidae. Gene Ontology annotation, cellular component: cytoplasm.